Messenger RNA from Saccoglossus kowalevskii, 1007 nucleotides. Its product is annotated as oxidoreductase NAD-binding domain-containing protein 1-like. Lineage: Eukaryota; Metazoa; Hemichordata; Enteropneusta; Harrimaniidae. Gene Ontology annotation, cellular component: mitochondrion. The record is from RefSeq and is a predicted model, not a curated record. Gene Ontology annotation, molecular function: oxidoreductase activity.
UAGUAACCUUUAAACUUGCGGACAAACUUUGUUGCUCUACGAAACGGCUCUUCUCACGGAAUGUGAACCUUCCAUGACCCGAUGUCGACGAUAAGAAUAACCACAGCUUGGACAAAGAUCACACGUUUUACUUUUCCCCGUUUUCCGGUUUUCAGAUUUAAGAUGAGUCAAAGUGAACCAACUGAUGCAGGACCAGAUCAUCUACAAAGAACAUCACACAACACAAGAAACCCUACUGUGACAUCAGCUGUAGUGACCAGUAUACGACAGGAAUCAGAAACCGUGAAAGGCCUAACACUCAAAAUAGAGGACAAAGACUUUACCUUCAAAGCUGGUCAAUGGGUUGACUUCUUCAUUCCGGGUGUUGACGUAUUCACAGGGUAUUCAAUGUGCUCUUCCGCCAAAAAACUGAAAGACGAAAACCUCAUGGAUUUAGCUAUUAAAUAUAGCGACUACCCUCCCACUGAAUGGGUUCACAAAGAGUGUCAAGAAGGUAGUGAAGUAUCCAUUCGAGCAGGGGGUGAUUUUUAUUAUGACCCACAGCCGACUGACUCCACCACAGAUGUCUUACUUAUAGCAGGUGGUGUAGGGAUCAAUCCCUUGUAUUCUAUGUUCUUGCAUAACGCAGAUCUACACCAAAGAAUGAAAGAAAACAGUGAUUCAUACAAACCAGGGAAGACUACACUUUUAUUUAGUGCAAGUAAUCACAGUGAACUCAUCUUUAAGAAAUCCAUUUUAGAACUCUGCAAGAAAACACCUAAUAUGAACUGUCAAUUUUUUGUUACUAAAGAAAAGCACAAAGAUAAUUUUGGAUCAGAAACUUCAGUUGGACGUAUCAAUAAAUCUGUACUGAAAAUGGCCCUUGAAGAAAUGAAGAUUGACAAAGUAAAAAUUUACAUCUGUGGACCAGCUUCGAUGAUUGGUGACAUAGAAUCAAUAUUGCAUUCUCUCGGUGUGAAUCCCAAACAGAUUGCAUAUGAAAAAUGGUGGUGAUCUCUAGCAAUACG